ACGUUGGUAUUAGCAAAAUUUUUAGAAGAGGACAACUGAAGCACCGACCGACACCAGUUUUGGAUCUCAAAUUGUGUCUGCGCCGGCGUUGUUUCGAACACUUUGAACAAGGAUCUAAAUAGGUCCAAGCUUGUCAUGCAGCUGGGAAAAAGAAGAGGUUUAAUAUACACUUAUUAGAAACAUCAAAGUUUCUUUUGUGUUUUGUGGAACAAGGAGAUGAUGCGGUACAAAGAGGAGAAAGAGGUGAAGAAGGAAGCUUUCAGGAAGUAUUUGGAGUCCAGUGGAGUUCUUGAUUCUCUCACCAAAGUUCUGGUUUCUCUGUAUGAGCAGAAUGACAAGCCUUCCUCUGCUCUAGAAUUCAUUCAACAAAAGCUAGGUGGUCCAUCUGUGUCUGACUAUGAGAAGCUUCAAGCUGAGAAGUCUGAUCUUCAGAUAAAAUACAAUGAGCUUUUGGCUAAACAUCAGGAAACCCUGAGAGAGAGCUUGCAUUCGCGAAACUCUUCCAAAGAUGAUGCAGACAGAGAGACCCUUGAAGACGAACACUCGACCCUUGUCCCUCCUCACCACUAAAUGUGCCCUUACUGUAUAUGUAAUUCCCAUUAUUUCUAUCUCCAUUAACAUCAUUUCGGUUUCCUAUACGCAUUUACGGCAGCAAAAGAAAAAAAGAACGAAACAAAACCACGCAUAGAUGAGUUUUCCAGGCAACAAUGAUAAUUUCUUUGUUUGAAUCUCCAUUUGCUCUCUUUCAUUCAUCUACAUACACCAGUGUUUUGGAGUUUUAACGUAAUAAAUUCUUCGGUUAACA
Molecule: messenger RNA, 805 nt
Organism: Arabidopsis arenosa
Lineage: Eukaryota; Viridiplantae; Streptophyta; Magnoliopsida; Brassicales; Brassicaceae
Source: the annotation of a GenBank genome assembly